Messenger RNA from Eutrema salsugineum, 841 nucleotides. RefSeq names its product casparian strip membrane protein 4. Lineage: Eukaryota; Viridiplantae; Streptophyta; Magnoliopsida; Brassicales; Brassicaceae. The transcript is spliced from 3 exons. The coding region runs from base 72 to 674 and encodes 200 amino acids. The record is from RefSeq and is a predicted model, not a curated record.
AUCAAGAGCAUCCAACACCAUUCCCCAAACAAAUCCUUCAAGAAGAUUUCUCAAAAGUCAGAAAGAGAAAGAUGAAGAGUGACUCCAUCGCCGUUGAUGUCCCUGCAGAGUCCAGCUCAGCCAUUAAAGGCAAAGCUCCUCUCCUAGGUUUAGCCCACACUGGCUCAGGAGGUUACAAGAGAGGCCUCUCCAUUUUCGAUUUCCUGCUCCGUUUAGCAGCCAUUGUUGCUGCCUUAGCUGCUGCUGCCACAAUGGGGACUAGUGACGAGACUCUCCCUUUCUUCACUCAGUUUUUACAGUUCCAAGCUAGCUACGAUGAUCUUCCAACUUUCCAGUUCUUCGUGAUUGCUAUUGCAAUGGUCGCAGGUUACCUUGUCCUGUCUCUUCCCAUCUCAGUCGUCACUAUUGUUCGUCCUCUAGCCGUCGCUCCGAGACUCCUCUUGCUUGUUCUUGACACUGUGGCUCUGGUUCUGAGCACUGCGGCUGCUUCCGCGGCAGCAGCUAUAGUGUAUUUGGCACACAAUGGGAAUCAGAACACAAACUGGCUUGCGAUCUGCCAACAGUUUGGAGAUUUCUGUCAGAAAACGAGCGGAUCUGUUGUCUCAGCAUUUGCCUCAGUCACCUUUAUAGCCAUUCUUGUCGUCAUCUCUGGCGUCUCUCUCAAAGGGUCCUAAUUCAACAACACACUCUUUAAGCGUAAGAAGAAACAUUGCUAAGGGUUUAGCAUUUUGUGUGUAAUGUUUAUACGCAAGAAAUUAUAUUGUGAUUGUGUGCUCCUGGUGACUCUGUAUUGUGUUUCACUGUUUUGUACUAAUCUCGUUUACAUGUUAUAAACUUGAAA